Molecule: messenger RNA, 1911 nt
Organism: Haliotis rubra (blacklip abalone)
Lineage: Eukaryota; Metazoa; Mollusca; Gastropoda; Lepetellida; Haliotidae
Product: toll-like receptor 4
Exons: 2
Coding region: 1-1911 (636 amino acids)
Biological process (GO): immune response; toll-like receptor signaling pathway
Cellular component (GO): membrane
Molecular function (GO): transmembrane signaling receptor activity; protein binding
Source: RefSeq, a predicted model, not a curated record
AUGGUCAACUGUAAUGGACUACGUCUGAAGAGAGUUCCUGUUCAGUUGCCAAUCAAUACCACUACAUUACUUCUCAGCAACAACUCGCUGACGAACCUGACAGAUCAAAUGUUUCAACGAUUCCCUCAUCUUCGACUUCUUGACCUUUCUUAUAAUUCGAUCUUUGCUAUUCAUGACAAUGCCCUUCAUGGAAUAUCCAAACUAAAGACGCUAAACCUAGAGUUUAAUCACUUGUUGCUGGACUCAAAAACCUACCACCCUAACAUGUUCAGGGAUCUCACGGAAUUAGAAGAGUUAAGGAUCGUAGAUAACGAUAACGACACAUCUCGUCCUCACGCCACAUACCCAGACCAGACUCUGAAACACUUGACAUCCUUGAAGGUUCUACAUCUUGAUGGACUUCCGGCUGAUUUUGGACCUGGAUUCAGUCAAAUGAGGAACCUGAGGAAUUUGACUCUAUCCGGCUAUAGGAAGUAUUGUAAGCUUCCAGUGUUACAGAACACCACGUUCUCCAAUGUACCAACAGUUCACCUUCUGAAUAUCAGCUUCUGUGACGUGAAAAGGACCGAUCUUCUCACGUUUCAGCCUCUUAAACAAAUUCACCUGAUAGACAUCUCGGACAAUGAACGUCUUUCGUUUGACAAUCUCACCAAUGCUACAUAUGGUCUUCAACAUUCAUCACUACAAGUUCUACGAGCUAAUCGUCCGCUAAGAGGUUUGCGGAAUUUAAGAGUCUUAGACCUUUCCUACAAUGGACUCCAAAGAAUGAGACCAAACGUUUUUGAAAAAGAUAAUUCACUGCAAAAGCUUAAUCUUCAUCACAACCACCUCGGGAUAGCUUUGGGAAAGGACAAUACCGGAAAUAUCUUUCACAGAUUGGGAGAAAUUCAACAUCUCGACCUUUCAAGAAAUCGCAUAACAUUUUUACCUACCAGAAUAUUUAGAGGCCUGACAAAUGCCAAAACGAUCAACCUGAGUAACAAUUAUUUGAAAUCGUUUCACGUCUAUCUCAGUAAAUCCAUUACAAAUCUAAGCCUUAGUGGGAAUCAGAUACAAAUGUUGUCUUCUCGUGCUCUGAAAGAAUUUGACAAAUUACCUGAGUUGGUGCUAAAUCUAGAAUUUAAUCCGAUAUCCUGCACAUGUGAGGGAUUAUACUUCUUAAGAUGGCUGAGUAAAAACAAACAUCGCGUAGUUGGAAUCAAAAGGAUGUCUUGCUGUAUGAAGUCCGAUAAUACAACUGACUCUGACACCAACAGUUUAGAUGAGAUUAUUGGAAUUUUAGACAAACGGUGUGAUGGUGUCAACAUUAUGAUCGUUUCGGUGUCGUUAUCUGUAUUGAUCUUACUUCUUGGUGUUAUUUUUGUUGCGAUUGGAUAUCGUCACAGGUGGACGCUCAGGUACCUGUACCACGUAGGGAGGCGGGGCUAUCACAACAAACUCGCUGUUGACAAUGAAUCCAAUGAUCCUUUUGAGUACGACGUAUUCGUGUCCUAUGCAGAGCCGGAUAGAAGGUUCGUCAUUGACACGAUGAUGCCCGAGCUUGAGACAAAAGCUGAACUGCGCAUGUGCAUCCACGACAGAGACUUCCUGCCAGGGGAGGUAAUCGCCACGAACAUCGUUGACGCCAUUCAAAGGAGUCGGAAGACCUUGGUUGUUUUGUCCCCUGCUUUCUUGAAGAGCCACUGGUGCGAGUUCGAGUACAAUAUGGCUAGGAUGGAAGGAGUGAGCCGAAGACAGAAUAUAGUGAUAAUAGUUCUGUAUGAAUAUGUUAAGGUGAAGGACUUGCCGAAGGACAUGGUAGUGAUGUUACGAAACAACUCCUAUCUAGAAUACAGUGAGGAGGUAUUCGGGAACGUGGUCUUCUGGGGAAAUGUAGUGGAAGCAAUAAAGGCAGUUAGAAUCGCAGACUGA